CUUAGGCUUUGUUGACAACAUGGCGGAAAAUGGACUAGACGAUAAGCUGUUACAGAAAACAGCGGUCGACAUGAAGGCGUCAGGCGACAUAUUACAAACACGGUUACCUGAUUUAUAUUCUCACCAUCUAGAUCUGCAAGGCCGACCUGGAUCGCAGUUGAGCGAUAGAUUGACGUUCACUGAUAAGAAAGGCAAUUCCGUCUCUGCUUAUCCAGUGAUUGUUGAUCUCCGACGGCUAAUGCAACUAGGCACAACUGAAUCAAUGAUCAAAGGGGUUUCCAACAAAGACCUCUUGCAUGCUGUUGUAGCUCUGUAUGAUGUGUCCCUGUCGGAGAUGACACCAGAUGUGUUGUAUGCAACUGUUUGUGACAAGUGGGCCCGCACAGUUGUACUUGUCAGGGAUAUCAAAGAGACAGAGGAAAGUCUGAAUACAGCUAAACAGAGUGGAGAGAAAGACAGAAAGGUAUCUGAGGCUGAUGGAGACAAGGAUGCUGACAAGUCUCAUGUGAUAGAUGAAGAAACAGACACCUAUGAGGGGGAAGAUGCCACGACCAGUGUAUUUGCUGACAUCUUUAGUGACAGUGAAGAGGAAGAGGAGGAAGAAGAGGAGAGUGAUGAAGAAGACUUCUCCAAAGGCAUUGGUACUUUCAUAAAGACAGUGUCUGAGAGGAGAAAGAAGCGGAGGACACAAAAUAGCCGAAUAGAGUCGGGUCAGAUUGGUAUUGAGAACAGACUACUGGCAUGUGCCACAUUUGAGAAGAAAUUUGUUCGCCAUAAAGAUCGAGUUAUACAUUUGACUUUGAUAAGCGUCAGACCUACCUACCGUGGCUUUGGCUUAGGAAAGUCCCUCAUGUCUCAAGUCGUGGACCCUACAGUGGUAGGCAACUAUGAGGCUGUAGUUGUUCAUGCUGAUAAUUCUGCUGUAGAGUUCUUCCAGAAGUUUGGCUUCUCUGAUGACACUGUCCUCAACAGCAGAUGGAGUGAACUUGCUGAGCAGUUUACCAACUGUACCUUGAUGUGCUUCCUGCCUGGAUUCACAGGCUUGUCUCUGCUCAACACAUCCAAGGCCAUGGGGACCGAGGUGAUCGAGAUGGAGCAGGAGUUCAACAUGUGGAAGGACAAGACAUUGGUGGCCUAUCAAGCCCAGGUCAGUUGUGUCAUGAGGAUGAAACAUGAGAUUCUGCAACUCAAGGCAAUUGUGAAGUCUCAGUCGGACCUGAUGACCAAAUUAGCAAUGGAAAAUGAUAAACUGCAAAAAGAAAAGGCUACUGUAGAGAAGGACUUCAUUGCAUACCGCCUCUCUACUGCCAGAGUUGCCUUCCACACUGGUGAUAUGUUGACUGAUGAUAACCAAGAAGGAGAUGAAGACAUCUGUACGGACACACUGAUACAGGGCCUGCAGCAGCAGCUGGACAUGAUGGAUGCAAGCCUGAACAACCGCAGUCUACACAUGGUCAGCCCUGAGAAGACUGGGGACAAGCACAUGGUCACAUCUAUAGGUGACAGCUCCUACCUUUCCUUCCCCUGUCCCCGUGUGCGGAGCCAGCAGGAUCCCAAUAACCACAGUAAGGAUUCCACCAUGUUCUGUGAUGUAACACAACAGUUCCAGGAAGGAAUGAAGGCAGACAAGACUAUCAGGAAUACUUAUGAGGUCACCUCUAUAACUAAGGCUGUGCUUCCUGAUUUGGUAAAAAAGGCAUACCAGUCGCGUCGUGACCACCUUGGUGAUGGCAGCAUGGUGACUGAACUAUACUACUGUGGAUCUCUGCAGAGACCUGAACGGAUACAGGAGAUACUGGACUCCGGCUUCUCGGAUGCAGAUUUCUCGUAUGGAGAGUAUGGGAGGGGUCUGUAUUUCUCCAAGUAUCCGUCCAAGGCUGCCCAAUUUUCUGCUUUCUCCCGCCUGGUCCUGGUGGAGGUGGGGCUGGGCAAGGUGGAGACAGUCACAAAGCAGGACCGGACACGCCAACAUUGCAGCCAAAACUUUGAUUCUAUCAUAACCCCUGGCAGAUUGCGGAAGGAUGACUGUGACCCUGAGCCAACUCUACUCCAGGAGUAUGUGGUGUUCGACCUUACCCAGGUGCUGCCACUAUGUCUCAUCUCCUAUGAGACAGCGCUGUAAGUGUCCAAGCUGCUAGUGACAUCUCAGGACUACUCAGCCCUUCAACAUUACACUUGCAGUAGUGGAUUCCAUCCAGGCUUUCUUUCAGUGUUGUAGACAGAUGCUACCUGUGAUCUCUGUGUUGUCAGGUUGUGAACUCUUGUGAUGUAACCAAGCAUCAACCUGUGCCUCACAUGUUCCUACUGUUGUUCACUUCACUGUGCCUUUGUCAACAUGCGUCUACUGGCACAACAUCACAAGACAAGCUUCUCAAGAAACAAGUUUCAGUUUACAUCUAAUCAGUAUGUUUUUGUGAAUACAUUAGUUGAUUAAACCCAAUGUUACAAUCAUAUAAUUAAUGCCUCUGUUUCCGAGUGGCUGGGUGUUAUGCAUACAUCAGUACCGUAUAUAAAGUCAUUCUCUCUGGGAUGAGGAGGAGGAAGGGCUAUCUUUGUCCAUGACUAGAUUCAUGUGCUGUUUUGGGGGUAUUUUCGAUGGCUUCAUGUUUAGGAGACAUUCUAAUUCCAUUAUGUCAGAUAAUUCACUUAUUCAAUAUUCACAUGAACAUUUGCAGUGACAUGCUUCAUGUGUAAAGACACAUAACACCCUCUACUGUGAUAUCUGUAUCUUGUCAUUGUCCAUAAAGAGUCCCUAGACAGGUGUGAUGUGUGAAUUUAGUUACCCAGUAGCCGGUGCCUUCUGGUAAUGUAACUGUACAUGAUCUAGUGUGUCCCAUGAUGCAGCUUUUCACUGGAAGUACAGGAAUAGUCUUGUAUUGUAAGGUGAUAAUGAUGUUAAAUGAUGUUAUAAUUAUCAGCUUUUCAUAUUACCCAUUUCCGUUCAUGUAAUCAUAGAACAGUGAUCUAUGUUUUUAACAGCCAAAUCAUGCAUCUGCCCAUUUCGUUGUUGGGUGUGGGUCUACUCAUAGAGAGAAUGUCCAUCCUCGCAAGCUAGUAGUAGUACUGUGUGGUGUGUGGGUCUUCUCAGAGAUCUGUAUGUCCGUCCUCGCAAGCUAGUCAUAGUACUGUGUGGUGUGUGGGUCUUCUCAGAGAUCUGUAUGUCCAUCCUCGCAAGCUAGUCGUAGUACUGUGUGUUGUGGGUCUUCUCAGAGAUCUGUAUGUCCAUCCUCGCAAGCUAGUCGUAGUACUGUGUGGUGUGGGUCUUCUUAGAGCUCUGUAUGUCCAUCCUCGCAAGCUGGUCGUAGUACUGUGUGGUGUGGGUCUUCUCAGAGAUCUGUAUGUCCAUCCUCGCAAGCUAGUCGUAGUACUGUGUGGUGUGGGUCUUCUCAGAGAUCUGUAUGUCCAUCCUCGCAAGCUAGUCGUUGUACUGUGUGGUGUGUGGGUCUUCUCAGAAAUCUGUAUGUCCAUCCUCGCAAGCUAGUCGUAGUACUGUGUGGUGUGUGGGUCUUCUCAGAGAUCUGUAUGUCCAUCCUCGCAAGCUAGUCGUAGUACUGUGUGGUGUGUGGGUCUUCUCAGAGAUCUGUAUGUCCAUCCUCGCAAGCUAGUCGUAGUACUGUGUGGUGUGGGUCUUCUCAGAGAUCUGUAUGUCCAUCCUCGCAAGCUAGUCGUAGUACUGUGUGGUGUGGGUCUUCUUAGAGAUCUGUAUGUCCAUCCUCGCAAGCUAGUCGUGGUACUGUGAGGUGUGGGUCUUCUCAGAGAUCUGUAUGUCCAUCCUCACAAGCUAGUCGUAGUACUGUGUGGUGUGGGUCUUCUCAGAGAUCUGUAUGUCCAUCCUCGCAAGCUAGUCGUAGUAUUGUGUGGUGUGGGUCUUCUCAGAAAUCUGUAUGUCCGUCCUCGCAAGCUAGCCGUAGUACUGUGUGGUGUGGGUCUUCUUAGAGAUCUGUAUGUCCCUCCUCGCAAGCAAGUCGUAGUACUGUGUGGUGUGGGUCUUCUUAGAGAUCUGUAUGUCCAUCCUCUCAAGCUAAAACUGUGUGAUGUGGGUCUUCUCAGAGAUCUGUAUGUCCGUCCUCUCAAGUUAGUACUGUGUGAUGUCCGUCCUCUCGAACUAGUACUAUGUGGUGUGUGGGUCUUCUUUCCUCUCAAGCUAGUACUGUGUGGUGUGUGGGUCUUCUCAGAGAUCUGUAUGUCCUUAGAUGUCUUAUAGUGCACAGCACAUGCCUGUGUUCAUUCUUCCAAGUGAUAAUACCAGUAACCAAACAAUGACGAUUUAGCUUGUCAUGGUGUUGCUGUUGUGAUUUGUGUUAUCAUAGUAUAACUAACUCUUGCCAAAUGUGAUGUCUCCCUGCUAACUUAUUCCAUGUCUGUGAGCAGAGAUUGCCACUUAAUCUGUGAUAUUUUACUUGUCAACAUUCUAGUACGUAGUAAUGAUGUGAUCAUGUUUUCCAUUCUUUUAUCACCUCCUAUGCAGAGUGAGAAGAGGUUUGUCUGGGUAGCUGGGAUACAACAGUACUUUUCUGGUUUAAAACAGGAUUCAGGAGGUACACAUCCACAUGCACAGGCAGACAGAUACUCUGCACACUGCUUACUGUUAAAACAUUGGGAAAUCAGUUGCAGCAGAUGGUCCACUUAUUUUAUGCUGUUGUUACAUUGUUUGUUUACAAGAUUGCAGCUACCAUAUAAACACAUUCCAAAGAGGAAUAGAUAGGAACUUAUUCCAUAUUAAUUUGUUAAUAAAAUCCUUGAUUACUAA
Haliotis rufescens (red abalone) is the source of this 4750-nucleotide messenger RNA. RefSeq lists its product as uncharacterized. The record is from RefSeq and is a predicted model, not a curated record. NCBI's taxonomy places the organism in Eukaryota, Metazoa, Mollusca, Gastropoda, Lepetellida, Haliotidae. Gene Ontology annotation, biological process: UDP-N-acetylglucosamine biosynthetic process. Gene Ontology annotation, molecular function: monosaccharide binding; NAD+ poly-ADP-ribosyltransferase activity; glucosamine 6-phosphate N-acetyltransferase activity. Gene Ontology annotation, cellular component: endoplasmic reticulum; Golgi apparatus; endoplasmic reticulum-Golgi intermediate compartment. The transcript has 17 exons. The coding region runs from base 20 to 2122 and encodes 700 amino acids.